CCAGUUUUUCCUUCGGAACGAACUAGACGCUGAGAAAAUGAGCGGCCGCGGAAAAGGAGGAAAGGGACUCGGCAAAGGAGGCGCCAAGAGGCACCGUAAAGUGCUCCGUGAUAACAUCCAGGGCAUCACCAAGCCCGCCAUCCGCCGUCUGGCUCGCCGCGGCGGAGUCAAGCGGAUCUCCGGUCUGAUCUACGAGGAGACCCGCGGGGUGCUCAAGGUCUUCCUGGAGAACGUGAUCCGCGAUGCCGUCACCUACACCGAGCACGCCAAGAGGAAGACCGUCACCGCCAUGGACGUGGUGUACGCUCUGAAGAGGCAGGGCCGCACCCUGUACGGCUUCGGAGGCUAAACCCGAUCCUCUAACGACACAACAACCAAAGGCUCUUUUAAGAGCCACCCAACUACCUCAAAGAGCUCAUUCCUUAAAUCUUGAGACAUCAUACAAAAAGGAAAACUAUAUAAAUAUUACUUUUAUUGUGUAGUAAGUGUUGGUGUGGAUUCACUUGAACAAGAAGCUGAUGUGAAUAGAACAUUUCUCAACAAAGAUGUUUGAUUUUUACAUGGAAAUAAUGGUAAGCAGAAACUACAGCAAAGUGUACAUAUCUAAAUAUAAAGGAGUGAAAAUGUACAGAAGUGUAAACUUGUUGUGAUUAGGUGCUAGACAUAAACAUGCA
Molecule: messenger RNA, 674 nt
Organism: Micropterus salmoides (largemouth bass)
Lineage: Eukaryota; Metazoa; Chordata; Actinopteri; Centrarchiformes; Centrarchidae
Product: histone H4
Exons: 1
Coding region: 38-349 (103 amino acids)
Biological process (GO): nucleosome assembly
Cellular component (GO): nucleosome
Molecular function (GO): structural constituent of chromatin; protein heterodimerization activity; DNA binding
Source: RefSeq, a predicted model, not a curated record